GCUUACGGCAGAUUCUCCCUUGAUGAUGUACUCGGAAGAGUUACUUGCGCACCAGAACCCGGACUCCUUUACACCAAAGCGCUGUUGCAUGCGUCAACAUCAUUCUGUCUAGCGGAUCCUCUCACCGGCCAAACUGGCGUGGAGGAGGCUUGCGACAUCCUGGGAGGAGGCAACGCCCAGCCCUAUACUCCCCUCACAGCCGGAAAUAUACAGUCUGCCGAUAUGCGCCGGGCAAGCUUGUUCAUAUCUUAACGUAUGCGGCACCCGUGACACCGAGGAUGCUUCAAUUCAACAAUUUGGAUUACUAUGCAGUUCCGACACUGCCCGUUGACUGGUCUGCGCCUCUUUGGCUCAGAGUACAACUAGGAAUAUUUGCCGGAAGGCUUUAUUUCCCUUUCGAAGAACUUCCAUACCUUCGAAUCUUCUUGGGACUGGAAGAACAAUCAGGAGCUCUUACUGAUGAUAUGCCCGAUCCCGUGGCAGAUAAUCUCUUGUUCGACGACCCCUCUACCUCGAGCAAUGAGCAACAACCCAGCAUCAAUGACAACAAACAUCCAGAAGAGACUACCGAGGCCAAGGCCAUCCGAUCCGCUAAGCUUCGACAGACAAAGAUGCUCACCUUCCUUCACGCAUGGCUAUCCACCAGAGCGAGGGGUCAGGAUUUCACUCAUACCGCAAUGGGCUACGUCUGUGCACGGAAGGUCUUGACGGAAGACCAUGCAUUCUUCCGCAGCGCUGACACGCAGAACACGAUUCAUAGCAAGAACUUCUAUGUUCCUGCAGAGGAGACGGGUCGGCACGUUACGGGGGAUGCUGGAGAUGAUGAUGAUAUGUCAGAUUAUGGUGACGAAGACCUUGAUGAACGACGGAAACUCACGGAAGAGGAGUUGAAAGAGGUCGAUGAAGGAAGAGUGAAAGAACAAUUUGUUGAUGAAGGAAAUGUGUCUGGAGAUGAAGGCGCAGAUGCUUCAGAAGAAAACGAAGGGGACGGUGAUGGAAAUGCGCCUGGAGAGGACUGAUUGUGGAAUGGGUUGUGCUACCUUUCCAUCGAUGUGCUCUGGCUCUUCAGGCCGGGUGGAGUGUCGAGGAGCAGACGUGGCUGGUGUGUGCUAUGCUGGGUGGAGCAGGUGAGAGCCUGUGUCAGUGUCAUACAAUGAUCUCUGUAGGAUUUCCUUCCCCAAUUUGAGAAGUGCUUGAGUACUGAGUCAAAAUCCUAUUAAGCCUUACUAUGGUGUUCCCAAUCCCCGGACGAGGAAGCACGUGACAUGUUUUCAAGAGUGAAUGGUCUUACACAAGCUUCGAGUCGGAUAUGCGGCAGUAAAAAGUGAAGCGUUUGUCUUUGU
Exophiala viscosa is the source of this 1343-nucleotide messenger RNA. RefSeq lists its product as uncharacterized. Gene Ontology annotation, cellular component: nucleus; cytoplasm. Gene Ontology annotation, biological process: protein deubiquitination involved in ubiquitin-dependent protein catabolic process. The coding region runs from base 279 to 1019 and encodes 246 amino acids. The record is from RefSeq and is a predicted model, not a curated record. Lineage: Eukaryota; Fungi; Ascomycota; Eurotiomycetes; Chaetothyriales; Herpotrichiellaceae. The transcript has a single exon. Gene Ontology annotation, molecular function: K63-linked polyubiquitin modification-dependent protein binding; cysteine-type deubiquitinase activity.